This is a messenger RNA of Podarcis raffonei (Aeolian wall lizard), 1397 nucleotides long. It is a transcript of the gene HDGFL3, whose product is annotated as HDGF like 3. The record is from RefSeq and is a predicted model, not a curated record. Gene Ontology annotation, cellular component: nucleus. Gene Ontology annotation, molecular function: transcription coregulator activity; double-stranded DNA binding. The coding region runs from base 745 to 1356 and encodes 203 amino acids. Lineage: Eukaryota; Metazoa; Chordata; Lepidosauria; Squamata; Lacertidae. Gene Ontology annotation, biological process: regulation of transcription by RNA polymerase II. The transcript is spliced from 6 exons.
GAGCCAUUAAAGAAAGGAAGGAGGGGAGAAAAAUCGUGUUUUCGGUCGCUGCCCGAGGAAUAAUUUUGCAGAAGGGUCCAUAUUUUUUCUCUCUGCUGCACCGGCGAGCGUUCGGGAUGGGAAGCGCAAUGUAGGCAGCUCGGCGGCGGCUACAUUGCGCCCUUCCUUCCUGGCCACAUUGUUCCCAAGCCAGGGCUUGGGGGAGGGGAUCUCCGCCUCCCCCCCUGUGGCGCCCCCCCCAACCACACUCCUGCCCAGCCCCCACCAGCCUUUCCUAGCGGAGGAGCCCCGCAAAGCUGCUGGAUCCCUCGAUUCUUGGGGACUGGGGGUGCCGAGUCCAGGGCCUCCCCUCCCCCCUUUUGCACACACGCACACGCACACACACCCCAGCCCCCCUCUCCUCCUUCUCCUGCUCCUCCGCCGCCUCCUCCAGCCGCCGCUUCUCCUGUGCCCGGGGCCGAUCCUUCGCUCUCCGGAAGCCUCCUUCGCUCGAUCGGCGCGCAGCAGCCGUCGUUUCCCCAUCACCACCACCACCACCCUCCUUAUUAUUAUCGAUAAUAUUGUUGUUGUUGUUGUCAGGAAGGGGGAGCCGAGCGCCUCUUCCCCACCCCCCUCCUCGCCUCUCCCCUCUCCCCGAGUUUGUGGAGGGUCAAGGGGGGGGCCGCGCAGCGCCGGGAAGGCCUGGGAGCGGGGCUGGGGGUUGCUUCGGAGUUGGCGACGGGCAGGAGGGCAGGGCAGGACCCGAUGGCUCGUCCGAGGCCCCGCGAAUACAAAGCUGGAGAUCUGGUUUUCGCCAAAAUGAAAGGCUACCCGCACUGGCCGGCUCGGAUUGACGAACUCCCUGAGGGAGCCGUGAAGCCUCCUGCAAAUAAGUACCCUAUCUUCUUUUUCGGGACUCAUGAAACUGCAUUUCUGGGGCCUAAAGAUCUCUUCCCAUACAAAGAAUAUAAAGACAAGUUUGGGAAAUCGAACAAACGAAAAGGAUUUAACGAAGGCCUGUGGGAAAUCGAAAACAACCCCGGUGUCAAGUUUACUGGAUACCAGGCAAUUCAGCAACAAAGUUCAUCAGAAACUGAGGGGGAAGGAGGGAAUACGGCAGACGCCAGCAGCGAGGAGGAAGGUGACCGGGUAGAAGAGGACGGGAAAGGCAAAAGAAAGAACGAAAAAGCGGGCUCAAAACGGAAAAAAUCCUACACUUCGAAGAAAUCUUCCAAGCAGUCACGGAAAUCUCCUGCAGAUGAAGAUGACAAGGACUGCAAAGAGGAAGAAAAUAAGAGCAGCUCCGAUGCUGGGGAAGCAGGCAACGACACAAGAAACACCUCUUCAGACUCGCAGAAAACUAGUGAAGGGACUUAACCAACAUAUUGACUGCUGCAUAUUAAGGGAAGACACAAGAA